AUGUAUGAAAUGAGAGAAGACAACGCAGGAGCAUCGGUACCGAGCGACCGGGGCGAGGGAGGCGAGGGGCGGGGGGAGGGGACGGUGAAAGCGGACGACAACGACCUCGCUCAAUGUCGAGCGAAACUUCCGACAAAAACGAUACGCAGGGACAUACAGAUGUAUGUGGAGAUGAUGAGACGUCAUCUGGAAGAACCCACGAGGAGACGGACGGACAGACACAGAGGAUGA
Molecule: messenger RNA, 231 nt
Organism: Danaus chrysippus (African queen)
Lineage: Eukaryota; Metazoa; Arthropoda; Insecta; Lepidoptera; Nymphalidae
Source: the annotation of a GenBank genome assembly